AUGGCAACCCACAGUUUCCUGGCUCGCUUGCGAAACUUGUCGGGGAACAAACACCAGAAGGAAAUUGACAAGCAGCGAACGAUAGCUGCCGGCUCUGGGGCCGCAGCUCCGGCGCAUGACUCGAGCCGGCUCAACGUCGUCAAAGUCGUCCUCCCAGGUCGGACGCAAAACUCGAGUCCAUCGCCAUCGCAAGAGACGGCGUUUUCGAGCUCUCCAGGUAAAAGAUCCACCGGUGCCGAUGAAGCGAAUGACAGGGCUCGAGCGGGUAAUCAUGUCGUGCGUCUAACCGAGCAGGCCCUCGCGAAUCCUAAUCUUACCUCACAGCCGACGGGGAAAUCAUGGACAUUUGGGAUGUUUGACAUUGGCAAGCAGCUAGGGAAGGGCAAAUUCGGCCGCGUCUAUCUCGCGCGCGACCGCAUUCACGGUUGCGUCUGUGCCCUAAAGGUCCUGUACAAGAACGAGCUGCAGAGAGGCAACGUCGAGAAGCAAGUCCGGCGCGAGAUUGAGAUACAGGGCAACUUGCGACACCCCAACAUCCUCAAGCUCUACGGUCACUUCCAUGACAGAAAACGGAUCUGCCUAAUUCUCGAGUACGCUGGCAAGGGCGAGCUAUACAAGCACCUACGCAGAGCCAGGAGAUUUCCGGAGCCAAAGGCGGCACAGUACAUCGCCCAGAUGGCGGGCGCGCUGCGAUAUCUGCACCGGAAUCAUGUUAUCCACCGCGACAUCAAGCCCGAGAAUAUUUUGGUCGGCGCCCAGGGCGAGAUUAAGAUUUCCGAUUUCGGCUGGAGCGUGCAUUCACCAGAAAACGACCGGCGACAGACAUAUUGCGGAACGCUCGACUACUUGCCGCCCGAGAUGGUCACUCCACGAUAUCCGGACAACUCCUACGACGAGAGAAUCGAUCUGUGGGCACUCGGCGUUUUGACGUACGAAUUUAUCGUAGGCAAGGCACCGUUUGUGGACACGCCUGUCAGGACGACGAGGAGAAUCGCGAGGGCGGACAUGCAGGUGCCGUCCUUUGUCAGCGCAGAAGCGACCGACCUCAUCAAGGGAUUGCUCGUCGUCGAUCCCGACAAGAGAUUGACGCUCGACCAAGUUCUGCAACACCCCUGGCUCGUCAAGCACUGCCGGGAAACGGGUAGGCCCAACAAGCCGGCGGAGCAGGCAACGAGAGCCAGAGAAACGAAUAAAUGA
Messenger RNA from Drechmeria coniospora, 1197 nucleotides. RefSeq lists its product as uncharacterized. The coding region runs from base 1 to 1197 and encodes 398 amino acids. Gene Ontology annotation, biological process: mitotic spindle organization; regulation of cytokinesis; protein phosphorylation. The record is from RefSeq and is a predicted model, not a curated record. NCBI's taxonomy places the organism in Eukaryota, Fungi, Ascomycota, Sordariomycetes, Hypocreales, Ophiocordycipitaceae. Gene Ontology annotation, cellular component: spindle midzone; spindle microtubule; spindle pole centrosome. Gene Ontology annotation, molecular function: ATP binding; protein kinase activity. The transcript is spliced from 3 exons.